AUGCCUGAAGCAAUAUUUGGAGGACGUUUUAUAGCAAUUAUUAUUACAAUCUUUGAUAUUUGUGCUGUCAAGAAUGGAAAUAUUGCGAUAGGUGCGAAAAAAAUAUGGACCGAACAAGAUGAAGCUCGAAGGAUCCAACAGAUAAUGGAAGCAGAAGAAAUGGAAUAUGAAAUGGAACAACGAUCUCAGUCUGCUAUUAAUGGUAUAAAUGAUGGUGACACAGUACGGGAAGAUUAUCAUAAUUAUCCAAUAAUUGAACCUUAUCAGUACAAAAAAGAAACUUUACCAACAGUUACAUUUUCCAGUGUGAUAACUACCACAUCAGAUAAUACCUAUUGGUGCUAUCAUUGUACGAGUCCAUUAAGCGUGAUGAGUGGAAAUAUGCAACGUGCGAUUGAAAAAUUUUUACGUAUACGUCGAACAGUUUAUCCAGUUCAAGUAAAAAACAUGCGAUGCUCAGAGCCACGUAAUUUGACGGAAUUAGCUGUGCAACACUGUCGACAUCCAUACUGUCAAACAUUAAUAUUGACAGAUCACGAAACGGGCAA
Messenger RNA from Acanthocheilonema viteae, 548 nucleotides. Lineage: Eukaryota; Metazoa; Nematoda; Chromadorea; Rhabditida; Onchocercidae. The record is from the annotation of a GenBank genome assembly.